Molecule: messenger RNA, 1581 nt
Organism: Heterostelium album PN500
Lineage: Eukaryota; Evosea; Eumycetozoa; Acytosteliales; Acytosteliaceae
Exons: 7
Coding region: 1-1581 (526 amino acids)
Biological process (GO): lipid metabolic process
Source: RefSeq, a predicted model, not a curated record
AUGGGAUACAACGGUCUGGUAAUGAGUUACUCUGCUUAUUGUUUCAACUCAUCGAUUACUAAAUGGGGGUGCCCAGCUUCUACUUGUGAUAAUAACACAUUAACCGAUGGCUUUUUUAAAUACGAUUUCAGUUUUGUUGAUGAAUAUACUGUAUCUGACAGUCUUUUCUAUAUUGCUAUUCAAGAAUCAACCUAUUAUUUGGUAUUCAGAGGAACCGAUAAUAAAGUAAAUGCAUUCGAAGAUUUUGAUUUUCUUAGUCAAGCUCAAUUCCCAAAGGAUUCUGGAUCAACCGCAUUAGUUUCCAAAGGUUUCUAUGAUGCUUGUUUGAGAGACCAAGUACUACCUGCACUCAAGGCUGCUGGAUGUCAUCAAUACUCUGAUUGUAAUUUAAUGAUUUUCGGACAUAGUUUUGGUGGUGCAAUGGCUACUCUUGCCGCUCUUGAUUUCUCAAUCAAUAAAUAUUUUGGAAAUAUUGGUGUUUAUACCUAUGGUUCUCCAAGAGUCGGUAACCAAGAAUUCGCAGAACUCUUUGAUGCCAAUGUUCCCAAUUCCUUUAGAGUUGUAUACCUUGAAGAUACUAUUCCACAUCUUCCAUUACCUGCUUUUGAGCUAUUGGAUUCCAAUGCUACCUAUUUGCAUGUAAACACCGAAGUUUGGAUUAACGAGUACAAUUCCAAUCCUUCUGAAUACCCAGGUUUUGUUAUUUGUCCAGAAAAUGAACAACUCAAUUGUUCGACUGGUAGCUUUGUUCAAUGGACACAGUUUGAUACUAUUGAUUCACUUAUGGCUUACCACAGAAGUUACUUUGACUUCAAUUUGGAAGUAUUUUGUCAUGAUUGGACACUCGAUGAUCUAACUGUCACACCAACUCCAAUUCCAUCAUCGUUCGACUACCCAGUUCUCGAUCUAAAUGUCACAUCAAGAUGGUAUGCCGGUGGAUACAACUACUCUAAUGUAAUCGGUACCUUCAAGAAUAAUGGCACAGAAGAUAUUGUAAAUCCAGUUUGGAAAUCUACCCCAAACAUCGUACCAAUUGCUGUGUUCGGUCUUACACACACUGUUGUUAACGAUACCAUUAACUGGCAUUUGUCACCGGGUGGAAAUUAUACACACUUCAUGGCAAAGGGUUCCUCUUAUACAUUUGCUUUCGCAAUAAAUUUGUUUAUGUUAUUAGAUAAAACCACUUCUACAUCUUUUAUCAAUGAGGGAGGCAAUAGAGGAACUGCUAAUCAUGUAAAUGAAUUGGAAGAUUUAGAUUUUAUUCAUCAAGCUCAAUUCCCAAAGGAUUCUGGAGAAACCGCAUUAGUUUCCCAAGGUUUCUAUGAUGGAAAAGAUAUAAUCUUUAAAGGAUUGAGAGAACCAGUUAUAAGCGCACUCAAGGCUGCUGGAUGUUAUCAAUACAAUGAUUGUAAAUUAAUGAUUGUCGGACAUUGUUUUGGAGGUGUCUCUACCUAUGGUUCUCCAAGAGUCGGUAACCAAGAUUUUACAGAACUCUUUAAAAAUCAUGUUGCCAAUUCCAUUAGAGUUGUAUACCUUGAAGAUACUAUUCCACAUCUUCCAUUACCUGCUUUUGAUCUCUAG